This is a messenger RNA of Alligator mississippiensis (American alligator), 979 nucleotides long. It is a transcript of the gene MRPL24, whose product is annotated as mitochondrial ribosomal protein L24. Gene Ontology annotation, cellular component: ribosome; mitochondrion. The record is from RefSeq and is a predicted model, not a curated record. The coding region runs from base 278 to 934 and encodes 218 amino acids. The transcript is spliced from 7 exons. Gene Ontology annotation, molecular function: structural constituent of ribosome; RNA binding. Lineage: Eukaryota; Metazoa; Chordata; Crocodylia; Alligatoridae. Gene Ontology annotation, biological process: translation.
CUCCCAGGGUGCAUCGCGGUGGUGCAAGGGGGAUGACUACAAGUCCCAGAAUGCAGUGCGGCGUCGUCGCCAUGCUACUGGGUUCUGAGAACGGCAAGGUCCCUGGGAGGAGCAGGGUGCAGUGGAGGGGCUGAGGGCAGGAGUCCUGGGUUCUCCUUCUUCAUCUAACACCCAGACCGCGUCCUCACAGCUGGCACAGAGGUGCUGUGUCCACUGACUUGCCCAGUGCCCUUCGUUCCCAUCCGUGCCAGGCCCUGGUGUGCUCUGACUGUCCGCCAUGCGUCUGACUGCACUGCUCGCCAUGACUGCCGGGGCCACGGCGAAGCUGCCACCUGGCUACCGCCACGGCACCCACCGGCCCGGGUCCUAUGCCGAUAAGCUUAGGAACCCACCCUGGCUGCGGCGCAAGAGGGUGAUCUUGGAGCCGCUGAGCGAGGAGGACUGGAAGGUGUUCAAGGGUGACACGGUGGAGAUCCUAAAGGGGAAGGAUGCCGGGAAGCAAGGACUGGUGAGCCAGGUCAUCCGAGCCCGCCACUGGAUCUUGGUGAAAGGCUUGAACGUGCACUAUCGCUGCGUAGGGAAAACGGGCAACUACCCGGGCAUAUACGUUCCCAGCGAGGCACCCUUGAUGCUCCAACAGGUCACCCUUAUUGACCCUGCGGACAGGAAACCGACAGAGGUGGAGUGGCGCUACACAGAGGAGGGCGAGCGUGUGCGGGUGUCCAUGCGAACGGGUAGGAUCAUCCCUUUGCCUGAGUUCGAGCACCCGGAUGGUAUCGUGCCAGAGCUGUGGGUUGACGGGCCCAAGGACACCUCAGAGGAUGAUGCUGUAGCCAAGACCUACAAGGCAUCCCUGAAGACCUUCGAGGAGGAGAUCAUGGAGCGCAUGGGCAUCAUAGAAACACGCAGGGCCCGCAAGUCCUUCUGGUACUGAGCUGAACUGAGGCUUGUAAUAAAGACAUUCUCUUUUAAAGACCUA